Paramecium octaurelia is the source of this 229-nucleotide messenger RNA. NCBI's taxonomy places the organism in Eukaryota, Ciliophora, Oligohymenophorea, Peniculida, Parameciidae. The record is from the annotation of a GenBank genome assembly.
AAUGAUAAUAAGUGUCAUCAUUUUUGGAUUGAAUCGACCAUAUUUAGACCACCAUAAAAUUUUCAGAAACAAGAUUCCGGUUAAUACUUAAAGGUACACAAUUAGGCUGGUUAUUGGAUAAAGUUUACGUAAGAUGGCCAUUUAUAACAGGUCUGAAUUAACAAAAAUUUAUUUUGAUGAAUUCAUUGGCCUUUUGUGGCAGAGAGUGAAAAAUACUAAGCCAGAAUGA